UUUUCUUCGUUGUUGAUUGAUUGUACGAAUCGCGAGAGAAAGGAAAACUGCAGCAGCUACGGGAAAAAAGUGAAAAGUUACCUCGGAAUAAAUAUACGACUCCCAUUUCCGUCGGUACCAGGCGGAUUCCCAAGCGCCACAAAGCGAUUUUCCGCGAUUAACGGUGUUUCAGGUGUCGCGGCUCAAGUGGUCAGAAGUAUUUUCAGUCAAGGUCUCCUCCCCCUGGCUAGAGUUUGGCAUUGUUGUGAAGAGAAGUUCCUUCGUCGCAGAAAAAAAAAUCCGUUUCUUUGCCCUCGUCAUCCGUCAGUGACUGAAGAAGCUUCUGAGCUGCUGCCCUUGGCCUCGUCAUUAACCGUCAUUGUGGUCAGGUGAAGAAAAUCCGCGUUCUUUUGUUUGGCUAUCGAAGUGCUGAUUGAAAAAAAAAAUCGUCAUCCAGAAAUAUUUUCGUCUCCGUUGUCAAGAAGCAGCAGGAAGAGAAAUUUUUCCCCCCACCACCAAAUCUUGGAAGUAGCUGUCAAAAACAGAAAAAAAAGUUUCUGUGGUUUUUUUCGUUUAGCUCCGUCGUCUCUAAUCAACAACCACCACAAAUCGAAAUGAUUAAACUUUUCUCGCUGAAGCAGCAGAAGAAGGAUGGCGAAGCGCCAAAAUCCGGACCCCAGAAGAAGGCUUUUACCGCGGCCCAGCUGAGAAUCACUAAAGAUAUCAACGAGCUGAAUCUGCCCAAGACCUGUGCCACGGAAUUCCCCGAUCCGGACGAUUUGCUCAACUUCAAGCUGGUCAUCUGCCCCGACGAGGGAUUCUACAAGGGGGGACGAUUCGUGUUUAACUUCAAGGUCGGCCCUAAUUAUCCCCAUGAGCCCCCGAAGGUGAAAUGCGAAACCCAGGUCUACCACCCGAACAUCGACCUGGAGGGUAACGUGUGUCUCAACAUCCUGCGCGAAGACUGGAAACCGGUGCUAACUAUCAACUCGAUCGUGUACGGACUGCAGUACUUGUUCUUGGAACCGAACCCCGAGGACCCACUGAACCGAGAGGCGGCCGAAGUGCUCCAAACGAACCGACGCCUCUUCGAGCACAACGUGUUCAAGGCGAUGCGCGGUAGCUACAUUGGGGAAACCUAUUUCGAGCGCUGUCUCAAGUGAUACAUAAGUUCAACACUCACACUAAAAUGUUGCGUUUAUUUAAUUAUUCUUACGAUUGGUGGACGCUAUUAUAUAGACUUUAAAUAUAACUAAAUGGUAAAAGUGUGGCGAGGCGGGCGGAGUUAGAACAAGCGCAAAUAAUAAAAGAAAAAACAAUAGCCGGGACACGCGAGCACGAGAGCGUAAUGAACGUUUGGUACCGGAGAGGUCACCGUGUGGAAUGUUUAGCACUGCGAGAGAUCGAGAAGAAGUGGAACUGCGAGAAAUAAUGAAGAUAUCGCGUUCGAGUUGCGAGUGAAAAGGAAAGGUAAAAACAAAUUGAGCAUUACAACACUGGGAAUGUAAAAUUUAUAAUCCAAACAGAUUAAAUCAACAACUAUGAAACAAAAUUGCAACAUCAUCUCAUGUAUCAAUAAUGAACGCAAAUAUAACCAAACACUUUGAUCGAGUUGCUAUUCAUUUCUGUUCUUACCAUUGAAAUAGAACGUGUCUGGUUGAAAAGAUUGCAGUCAGUUAUGCAAGCUCUGAACGAGAGAGCGAAAAAAAUGAACACAAAUUGACUACUUGAAGUGGAAUAAAAUAAAAAAAUAAACAAGAAUCAAUGAUCUUAGUUUAAUUUACAUGAACAGUAAGAAGUAAGAUUAAUAAACGGUAUUUAUACAUAGGCAGACCACACAAAUGUAUCUAAUAUCUUGAUUUCUAUUCCACCAAACCAACACAACACGCUGCAACGUUCUAUAUGCUAAUCCAAUUCUCUCACUUCUCUAUCUAUGAAAACAAAAGGUAGACUAUAUGAAAGCAACAACAGACAGAAAAAAAAAAACAACAAACAUGAAUAUCCACGAAUCCAACAACAAACAGGCAGUUUAACGAAUUACUGAAUGUACUGAGGAAACUAGUGACAAAAAUGGAAAAAAAUACAGAGAGCUACAAUUAAAUAUGGAAAUUUUAUUCGAA
Molecule: messenger RNA, 2099 nt
Organism: Aedes aegypti (yellow fever mosquito)
Lineage: Eukaryota; Metazoa; Arthropoda; Insecta; Diptera; Culicidae
Gene: UbcE2M
Product: NEDD8-conjugating enzyme Ubc12
Exons: 4
Coding region: 594-1142 (182 amino acids)
Source: RefSeq, a predicted model, not a curated record